GUAUAAUUAUGCAAGAUGGCGUCAAUUCGUUGUGUACGGUGGAUAUGUCGUUACUUGUUAGGAGAUUUUGCUUUGUACAGCAAAACUUGGAGGUGAUCGAUGGAACGUUGGUAUAGAUAGCCCUUGGAAUUAAUUUGAAUUAUAUUUCCUCGAGACUGGAGAGUUGAUCUGCUUGUGGAAAGUGUAGAUCAAAGAUGGCUCGGGGUAGAAGCAGUGUUGGUAAAGACAAGGAAAAGGAGAAGGAGAAGGACAGUGACCGCCAGCCAGAUCCAAAAUAUGCUCUUUGGAUAAUUGCUGCUAUUGGUAAAGUUAAGGGACAAAAGCAACGUCCAAGUGAAGACAGAAUUGCUCACAUUCUGGAAAAUGUUUAUGGCUUAGAACAACAAGAGGCCUUGGAACAGCUAGAACUGUGUGUAAAGACAGGGAGAGUUCUGAAGGUAGUUUUUAAAAACAAAGCAUCAUACAAAGACCCUGCAAAAGUACCAGCUCACAUGCGAGGUAUUGUUGAAAAACCCACCGAUCUCCAAGGGUUCAUCAAAGAAGCUCUUGAGAAUAUUGGGGAUGAAAAUGGUUGCACGCAACAAGCGAUUCAUAAUUAUAUAGUGGACCAUCAUGCUGCAAGUUUAGAAUCCACUGGUAAUGCUCGGAUUAAAGAGUCUCUCAAGAAAGGACUUGCUUCUGGAGUUUUCAUCAAGGAAGGCAGAUAUUACAGGCUAGCAACACCACCUAAGCCUAAGAAAAAGAAAGUUGAUGCCAGCACAUAUUGUGGCUUUUGCCUUGGAACAGCAGAACGCAAUAAAGAUGGUGUAGGAGAAGAGCUAAUCUCCUGUGCAGAUUGUGGAAACAGUGGUCACCCAUCAUGUUUGAAGUACUCUCCUGAGCUGACAGCUCGAAUUAAACAAGAACCUUGGCAAUGCAUCGAGUGUAAAGUGUGCUUUGUAUGUCAAGAUGCUGGCAAUGCUGAUAACCUGUUGUUUUGUGAUGCAUGUGACAAAGGAUUUCAUAUGGAAUGUCUUAGUCCUCCGAUGAAAGAAACCCCCACAGGAAGCUGGGUUUGUGCAAAAUGUAAGGUGAAAACUCCUGGCCGACGAAAGAAAGGACAAGUUGAAACACCUAUUACCAGUCCACCGCGCAGAAAAAUUCAACCUCAGGCAACAGCUGAAGUUCAAGGAUCAAGUGUAUGCCCAACACCUGGAUGUGAUGGGUCGGGACAUGUUAAUGGACGAUUCACAUCUCACCGAAGUCUUCCAGCUUGUCCAAUUGCAAAUGAGUCCAAAAAAUUUGACGAUGAUGCCAAAGCUGCUGAUGAAACUCCUAAGAGGAGACCUGGUAGACCUCCAGCCUCCAGUAAAUCAACACCAAUGACUCCGCUCUCCCCUAUAUCUCCAAGGAAACAGCAACAAUUACCACCAGGAGUAACAGAGGAAGAUCUGGCCUUGUUCAAACAGGCUCAGGAGAAAGCAAAUGCUGCCAUGAACCUUGAUACAUCCACCACCCUUGUGCCAAGUACUCGCUCACCUCCACUGAUCCAGUUUGGUCGUUACGAGAUUGUUACUUGGUAUUCUUCACCAUAUCCUCAAGAAUAUGCCAGGCUUCCCAAACUAUACCUGUGUGAGUUUUGUCUCAAGUACAUGAAGAGUACCAGCAUUCUUAUGCGCCACAUGACAAAAUGUAAAUGGUUUCAUCCUCCAGCAAACGAAAUUUACCGCAAAGGUGAAAUCUCUGUGUUUGAGGUGGAUGGUGCAGUUAACAAGAUAUAUUGUCAGAACCUCUGCCUAUUAGCCAAGCUCUUCCUUGAUCAUAAGACGCUGUACUAUGAUGUGGAGCCAUUCCUGUUUUAUGUCCUAACGAAGAACGACAAAAAGGGCUGUCAUUUGGUGGGAUAUUUCUCAAAGGAAAAGUCUUGUCAACAGAAGUACAACGUGUCAUGUAUUAUGACAAUGCCCCACUAUCAAAGACAAGGGUUUGGCCGACUGCUCAUUGACUUUAGUUACCUCUUGUCGAGAAUCGAAGGCCAGCCGGGCUCCCCUGAGAAGCCAUUGUCAGACCUUGGCUUGAUCAGUUAUCGUAGCUACUGGAAAAGUGUUUUACUGGAGUAUUUGCACGAUCACAAGGAAAAGCAUGUCACCAUAAGAGGGAUCAGUAAGUCGACUGGAAUGGAUCCACACGACAUUGCUGCCACUCUUCAGAUACUUAACAUGGUGCACAAAAAGGAUGGAAAGUUUGUGCUAUGUGUUAACCAACGCUUGAUCAACACUCACAUGGAAAAAUUACGAAUGAGUGCUCGCAUCACCUUGGACCCUGACGCACUCAGAUGGACUCCCUUGGUGCACACUAACCUGGCGCUCGUCGAUAAAGAGAACGAAGCUGCAAACGGACAUCUCGAAGGCGGAAAGAACGGUGGAGCAGACAACAAGGAUGGCUCGGCGGACGCUGGUGAUCGGCAAGUAGACGUGCUCAACGACAGUCAUGUGGACAAAUCGAAAGAUGGAUUGGUUAUAAACGGCAUUGCUGAAUAUGAAGACGAAAGUGCCUCCGAGGAUGAUGAUGAGGGUCCGAUUAUUCGGCCGAGAAAGCGCCGACGAAGUAAUACGCUUUCCGACAGCGGCUCGGAUAAAACUGAGGAGAAGGUAACGGACGAAGCGGGAGUGUUGAAGAACGAGGAUAAAACGAACAAGGAAUUAGCUGGUUUUGACACUACAACAAGUGGAAAGCUGAACAGUGCAGAGGGCGAAAGUGGGAUCAUCAAGAAGAAAAUGAAGCUGAACGAUGAAGAGUCGAGCGCCGAAGCCAGCGACGACUCAGCUGAUAAUUCGGAUUCCGAAGAUUCCUCCUCCUCAUCGUCGUCGUCAUCUUCGUCCUCAUCUGAAGACAGUGAUAAUGGCGAACCUAUGGACCAUACCGAAGAUAACCCUUCAAGAGAAAACGAAGACACCCGCAAAUGUUCCGAAGAUGGCUCAAGCGAGUCUUCGUCCGAGAUUAACAACUCCCCGGCGGGCGUCUACUCGGGAUUUGGGAGUCAGUUGGAUAAUAGAAAUCCCUUAGAGACUUUAGCAGAUAUGGACUCUGCCUUCCCGAGAUUGUCACCAACAAGUUUCGAGUGUAAGGAGAGUAACAGGUCGGACUCUAUGGCCGUAGAUCAAGAUAUGAACCCGGUGGUUGAUUUCCCAGAUACGGAUAGCACAGCUCUUAUUAAAGAACUGUCUGAGGAAGUGUUCUCGAUCGGCGCCACGCCUUCUCUUGGAGGCCAGCAUUCUUCCGACGACGAAAUUUGAGUACGGUGUUAGCCUGGUGUGCUUUUUUGGCAGUGCAAUUCUUUUCUUUUGUAAAAAAUGCUGAUUUUCUUGAAUAAUGCUAUUCUCUUUUGAAGUCCUUUUACUCUUAUAUUAAAACCCUUGUUUUCCAUUCAGGUGAAAUUAAGAUCGAUUAAUAAAAACAUAUGUACAUUUAUGGAACAGUUUAAACUAAACUUUGUUAUGCUCCAUUUGAAACUUCAAGUUAUCGAUGCAAACAUAAUUAAUCUUUUAUCGUUUGUUCUCAUUUUGUAUUGAUAGUGGAAGUGUAGAAAUGACAACUUAACAAGUAAAGCGUAAUUUAAACUAGGAAGAUAAGUUUUUGUUUUUUUUUUCGCAGUCAGGUGUUUUCCUUGUGCCACAUUUUCAUGUAAAUUUGUUAAGUAAUGUAACGUGGUUUGGCGCAUGAUUCCUCAUUUGUAUAAAAAAGUAAAAAUUAGUAAAGUCUUUUUGGAUGAAACCUUUUGUAAUGAACGCAUUGUUGGAUGAAUAUUGUAAAUUUGGUUGAUAAGUAGUUAUUAAUAUAUCACAGAGAUUAUAUGUUGGAGUGUCGGCUGUUUGAUCAAAUUUUUUAGAAACGCAAAACGAGGAGUUCUCUUGGUGGAUGAUGUGUUGCGAAGGCUAAAACUCAAGAUCAGCAGAUUGGGUAGACAAUAAAUAUUUUUCACGUCCCAAUUCAGUCGGCCAACAAUGGCGUCUGCGACAGCCAAAGAUAUUCCCGAAAUCGUGCUCUAGAGGCGAAAGAAGCUAAACAGCUAAGUUUAAAGUGUAAUAAACCUAAAGAUGCGGAUCAACGGAGUCUUGCUUUAGAACUAGGCCGCGAGCAGGCUCUGACUAGUGCUAUGCUCAGCGCCUAAGGCACGAGUAUUAAUGAUACUUCGUCUGCCAGCUAGUCUGUCGCGGUUGUGCCGUGUUAACCGCGGCGCCUGUAUUUGGGGACAUGCUGGCCGGCCAAGUAGUAUUUUUCAUUUUGUUUUCGUUGCCGAUCGAAUCGUCACAAUUUCAUUCAUGGCCAUCAUUUUAUUUUUCCGGCAAUAGAAAAUACCACAAAUAUACAUAAAGUGUUUGCAUAGUGGUAAAUAGUUUUUCGAGUUUCUUUUUUAUGGCAUGUAAACCGUAGACCGAAACAGUAGAGACUUGUUAGAAAAUCAAUAACUUUCCUCACCAGAGUGUGGGAUCGUAGACAAGUUAGUUAACAGGUUGCAGCCAAUGACGGGCAUGUAUCUUUUAUAUUAUGUGCGUGUUAGAUAUUUAUAGAAAAGGAAAAAAAAACAAAGAUAAGUAGAAGAGACAAAAUAAGUUGUGUGGAUGUUAAUUGCAAGAUGCUUAUUCGACCUCUUUUGUCACCUCAUUAUGCUGUGAGGCCUAUGAGGCGCCAACUCAACUAGACACAUCAUGGUGUGUCGGGCAGAAGUACAUGCCAUCAGGUAUGACAUAGAGAUUAAUUGGUGCGGCUUUCGAUAUGAGUAGACUUUAUGGAUGAAAGCAUCAAAACCUUUCAGUAAACAGC
This is a messenger RNA of Pocillopora verrucosa, 4803 nucleotides long. RefSeq names its product histone acetyltransferase KAT6B. Lineage: Eukaryota; Metazoa; Cnidaria; Anthozoa; Scleractinia; Pocilloporidae. The record is from RefSeq and is a predicted model, not a curated record. Gene Ontology annotation, cellular component: MOZ/MORF histone acetyltransferase complex; nucleosome; chromatin. Gene Ontology annotation, molecular function: histone acetyltransferase activity; DNA binding; zinc ion binding. Gene Ontology annotation, biological process: negative regulation of DNA-templated transcription; positive regulation of transcription by RNA polymerase II; nucleosome assembly.